CUCGACCAAAAGUCAGUCCAAAGUCAUCGUCGCCGACACCACACCACCACACCACCCACGAUGCCCCGCCUCCCAUCGCACCUCCCCAAGCUCCUCGCCGUGCUCCCCAACAACGGCGCAUCGACCCUCAUCCGCCCGGCCCAGUGGCCCAAAAACUCGUUCUACAAGGUCACAAAGGCCAACCUCAAGUUCCGCCAGGCCGAGAUUGGCGCCGACGUGACUGUUGGUGCCAAGGCGUGGGGACAGGUGUUCUGGAAGGGCAAGCUCGUGCAGCCCCGAGGACGUGACGGCCGCCCCGACCCCCGUAUCCGCGGCGGACUCAAGUACGUCUGGUCAGAGGUCGACCCCAAGACGCUCGAUGAGGCGACCACAAAGGCCGUUGCCGACGCCGACACCUACCUCGUCCAGAAGACACAGGAGCGCGCAGACGCACUCGCUGCCAAGCGCGCAGCAAAGAAGGAGCGCGUGGCCGCUGUUACUGCUGCGCGCAAGGCCGCCGAGGCCGAGGCGGCCCAGUACUAGACGGACGACAACAAAGACCGAUUCUUGCACAUCACACAUCACCACUCAGGUGUGCCGCACGCACCCGGCACCCCUCACACGACAUGGUAGACAUACAUAACGGAGCGCCAGGGCUCUAGUAUAGGCAGAUGCAGUGUGCUAUGCCUG
This is a messenger RNA of Vanrija pseudolonga, 669 nucleotides long. RefSeq lists its product as uncharacterized. Lineage: Eukaryota; Fungi; Basidiomycota; Tremellomycetes; Trichosporonales; Trichosporonaceae. The coding region runs from base 61 to 522 and encodes 153 amino acids. The record is from RefSeq and is a predicted model, not a curated record. The transcript has 2 exons.